Messenger RNA from Oncorhynchus gorbuscha (pink salmon), 4233 nucleotides. Its product is annotated as acidic amino acid decarboxylase GADL1-like. Bases 445 to 1857 code for a protein of 470 amino acids. The transcript is spliced from 14 exons. NCBI's taxonomy places the organism in Eukaryota, Metazoa, Chordata, Actinopteri, Salmoniformes, Salmonidae. The record is from RefSeq and is a predicted model, not a curated record. Gene Ontology annotation, molecular function: pyridoxal phosphate binding; carboxy-lyase activity. Gene Ontology annotation, biological process: carboxylic acid metabolic process. Gene Ontology annotation, cellular component: cytoplasm.
GUGAAACCGUGGCCUCGCGGCAACAGUGCAGAGAGAAAAUAAUUGGGCAACUUGAUUCUUCUCGACUCUUUACUGUAAUCAGCCAGUGUUCUUCCAUGACGCCCAGGCAACCCGCCAGGAACAAGGAUGGCCCAACCUUGCCCACGGGGCGCGACGUCACCAUGUUAAAGACAUUCUUGGUCUAUAAAGGAGACAUUCUAGUUUAUCUCCAAACAUUAUUUAAACAAUUUUAGCUGGAAGAACAGAGCUUUUUGAGACCAAUCAAUUAAACCAUAAAUGAACAAUGGCGCCGACGAAUGAAAGACAAAUGAACGAUACCUCUAGUAAGGCCUCAGCGAGCCCGCGGAGCCCAAGGGGAAGCGGCCCCCAGUGCUUGUGGACGGGGUGACUCUGAACGGCCCCACGCUGGACAUCCGGGAAGCAGAGAGCUUCCUCAGAGACGCCAUGCCCAUCAUCAUGGAGGAGGCCGUCUGGAAGGCUACUGACGUCAAGGAGAAGGUGUGCGAGUGGCGCUCUCCGGAGCAGCUGAAGGACCUAUUAGACCUAGAGCUGAGGGAAGGAGGCGAGGCACAUCCCCAGAUACUGCAGCGCUGUCGGGAUGCCAUCCGGUACAGUGUCAAGACCGGACAUCCUCUCUUCUUCAACCAGCUCUAUGCAGGCAUGGACCCUUAUUCACUAGUGGGCCGAUUCAUCACAGAAGCCAUCAACCCCAGUCUGUACACGUACGAGGUGGCUCCAGUGUUCCUGCUGACAGAGGAGGCGGUUCUGCAGAAGAUGAUUGAGAUCAUAGGAUGGCAGGAGGGAGGAGACGGCAUCUUCAGCCCAGGUGGCUCUGUGUCCAACAUGUAUGCUGUGAACGUGGCCAGGUACCACCACUGUCCUGAUGUGAAGGUGCUGGGCCUGUCUGCCUUACCUAGACUGGUCAUGUUUACAUCUCAGGAGUGUCAUUACUCGGUUGCCAAAGCAGCGGCUUUCCUGGGAAUUGGCACCAACAAUGUUUAUGUGAUCCCGUCAGAUAAGAGAGGGAAGAUGAUUCCUGCGGAGUUUGAGAAGCAAGUACAGAGAGCCAAAGAUGAGGGAGCGUUGCCCUUCAUGGUGAACGCCACAGCAGGGACCACCGUACUAGGGGCCUUCGAUCCGCUGGAGGAGAUAGCUGACAUCUGUGAACGACACAAUCUAUGGAUGCAUGUAGAUGCAUGUUGGGGAGGAGGAGCCCUGAUGUCUAAGAAACACAGAUACCUGCUGCAGGGCAUUCACAGAGCCAACUCAGUAGCAUGGAAUCCUCACAAGAUGCUGAUGGCUGGUCUACAGUGCUGUGCAUUCAUGGUUCGGGACAAAACGAAUCUUCUCCAGCGGUGUCACUCGGCCCAGGCCUCCUACCUCUUCCAGCAGGAUAAGUUCUAUGAUGUCAGCUAUGACACGGGAGACAAGUCCAUUCAGUGCAGCCGCAAGCCCGACGCCUUCAAGUUCUGGCUGAUGUGGAAAGCCAUCGGCACCAAGGGUCUGGAAGAGAGAGUGGACAGAGCCCUCGCUAUGGCCAGAUAUCUGGCAGAGGAGAUCAAGAAGAGAGAUGGAUUCCGUCUUGUGAUGGAGCCGGAGUACACCAACGUCUGUUUCUGGUACAUUCCUCCUAGUCUGAGGGACAUGGCUGACGGACCUGAGUUCUGGAGAAAUGUCCAUGCGGUGGCGCCAGUGGUUAAGGAGCGCAUGAUGAAGAAGGGCUCUAUGAUGGUAGGCUACCAGCCCCAUGGAGACAAGGCUAACUUCUUCAGACAGAUCAUCAUUAGCCCUCAGGUCAGCAGAGAAGACAUGGACUUUCUGCUGGACCAAAUACACAGCCUGGGGAUGGACUUAUGAUCCCACGGGGAAUACCUACAAAAUGGCACCCCGUUCCCUCAAUGAGCCCUGGGCAAAAGUAGUGCACUAUAUACAGGGAAUUUGGGUACCAUUUUGAACAAAACCCAAAUGGUCAUGUUCAGUAGGCACGAAACAGGAGAUCCUGUUUUGAAACUGAGUGAAAAGGAAGUGGUACCCCAAACAUCCUAUAAGAAGUUUCCAAACAUCCUAUAAGAAGUUUCCAAACAUCCUAUAAGAAGUUUCCAAACAUCCUAUAAAAAGUUUCCAAACAUCCUAUAAGAAGUUUCCAAAACAUCCUAUAAGAAGUUUCCAAACAUCCUAUAAGAAGUUUCCAAAACAUCCUAUAAGAAGUUUCCAAACAUCCUAUAAGAAGUUUCCAAACAUCCUAUAAGAAGUUUCCAAACAUCCUAUAAGAAGUUUCCAAACAUCCUAUAAGAAGUUUCCAAACAUCCUAUAAGAAGUUUCCAAACGUCCUAUAAGAAGUGUGUUAACUUGUUCUCUUAUUUGGUGCCCCAGGGCUGUGCAGAAGCCUCAGCAUGUCAUCCUUCCAUUGCCCGUCUCCUUAAAGUGAUCUAACGAUUACCUGUUUCUGCUAUUCACUAUCGAUUCCAUUUGUAAUUCUGAGGACAGGCAGUGUGUCCGUCCAUGAGACUGUAGACACAGUAGCUUGUGUCCGUCCAUGAGACAGUAGACACAGUAGCUUGUGUCCGUCCAUGAGACAGUAGACACAGUAGCUUGUUCACGUCCAUGAGACUGUAGACACAGUAGCUUGUUCACGUCCAUGAGACUGUAGACACAGUAGCUUGUUCACGUCCAUGAGACUGUAGACACAGUAGCUUGUUCAUGUCCAUGAGACUGUAGACACAGUAGCUUGUUCACGUCCAUGAGACUGUAGACACAGUAGCUUGUUCACGUCCAUGAGACUGUAGACACAGUAGCUUGUUCAUGUCCAUGAGACUGUAGACACAGUCGCUUGUGUCCGUCCAUGAGACAGUAGACACAGUAGCUUGUUCAUGUCCAUGAGACUGUAGACACAGUAGCUUGUGUCCGUCCAUGAGACAGUAGACACAGUAGCUUGUUCACGUCCAUGAGACUGUAGACACAGUAGCUUGUUGAUGUCCAUGAGACUGUAGACACAGUAGCUUGUUCAUGUCCAUGAGACUGUAGACACAGUAGCUUGUUCAUGUCCAUGAGACUGUAGACACAGUAGCUUGUUCAUGUCCAUGAGACUGUAGACACAGUAGCUUGUUCAUGUCCAUGAGACUGUAGACACAGUAGCUUGUUCAUGUCCAUGAGACUGUAGACACAGUAGCUUGUUCAUGUCCAUGAGACUGUAGACACAGUAGCUUGUUGACGGUUUUCAGGGCUCAACCUCUUCAUAGGAACCAAUUUCAGAUAAAUAAAAACUCAAAAGUCAUUAUCCUUUAUGUCAAUGUGAUUUAUUUUGGUUUUGAGUAAUAUAAUAAAUACUGUUUUAAUAUAACUGCUGUUGGAAAGCGAGGCGUGCAACUUUUAGUAAAAGCUGAAAUGUUUUGAAGAGAUUUUAGGAGAUACGAUUUUAAGCGAUACCGAUUGAUUGUAAGAGAUUUAUAUAAAUAUUAAUAUAUGUUUAUUACUUGAUGAGAUUAAUAUAUAAAUCUUUAGAGAAUAAUGAUGUGUAAUGUGAUGCUUUAAAUCUAUUUUAGUUCUUUCUUUUCAUUUAGGAUUUUCUCUUUUGAAUUCAUUUUCUUCCAGACGCAAUUAACUUUUACAAUUUUAAAAUCAUUUAAAAAAAUGUUUUUAAAAACGUAGCACACCUAGUGCCUGAAUACUGUGAGUCCACCUACAUACAUCAGAUCUUAAAAUGGCUACCGUUGUUAUGUUUAAUAAACAGUUGUUGGUGUUUUUAGCAACACUUGACUUAAAGCCAACAGAUGAAAUGCUUUCUUUCUAUGUUUUAAAACGGACUCAAAAUGCCUGUUAUUUAGUCAUUACUACGAGACGAUAAUAAGACGAUAUAAGUGGUCAAACCUUAAUGCAUUACAGCUGCUUUAUAAUACAUUAUACCAGUUGGCUUUAAAAGGAAGGUGUUUUAUUUUGUAGCUUCAAAGAGAAUGGUGUUUACUUUAAACUUGUACCAAGUUCUGUGUACAAUACUAGGAUACGUGCAUUCUGUAGCAUACCUCAUAUCGUAUUGUAGUAUCUGUAGCAUACCUCAUAUCGUAUUCUGGCAAGACAUUCUGUUUUCUCUUGUUGUUUUCUCUUGUUGUUGUUGUUUUGUUCAGAUAUGUUGUCUGGAAAAAGCCUGUAUGUGUUUGUUGUUUUUUGUAGAUGGAGGUUUCACUGAGAAUUAUUUAUUUUCUUUAUCAGUGAAAAUAAAACCAUUUGUUUACUGAA